GAUACUUAGCAGGAAAACUUGCUGAGGCUCUCAGAUCAAGGCAGCCGGAUCUCAGCAUCACUGACAGAGACGUCCUUUGUGUUCAGAUUGCUGGCCUCUGUCAUGACCUGGGUCAUGGACCCUUUUCCCAUCUGUAUGAUGGACUGUUCCUCCCCAAAGCACUGGAAAAAAAGAGGAAAUUAAAGAAAUGGAAGCAUGAAAGGGGCUCUCGUCUCAUGCUAGACCACCUGGUGAAAGAGAAUAAUCUUAAACCAAUGAUGAAGUAUGGACUGAAACCUGAAGAAGACAUAACAUUCAUUAAGGAGAUGAUUGCUGGACCUCUACAGGAAUCUAAAGAGCAGGAGUUGCAGUUCAAAGGGCGCUCAAAAGAAUGGUCCUUCCUCUAUGAAAUUGUGUCCAACAAAAAAAACGGCGUUGAUGUGGACAAGUUUGACUACUUGGCCAGGGACUCUUCCUACCUGGGGAUCAAGAACAACUUUGACUUUCGUCGCUUCCUGCAGUUUGCCAGGGUGUGUGAGGUUGAAGACAAAGACUGCAAAGAAGGAAAAAGGAAAACUAUCUGCACCAGAGACAAGAAGGAAGACCAUAUGUACCACUUGUUCUAUACAAGACACUGUCUCCACAAAAGAGCCUGUCAGCAUAGAGUAAGCCACAUCAUACAAGAAAUGAUUGCAGAGGCUUUUUUGAAAGCAGACGAUCACAUUCAGAUUGAAGGAUCAGGAGGGAGGAUGUUCACUCUCUCUACAGCCAAUGAGGACAUGGAGGCCUACACAAAGCUCACAGACAACGUGUUUGAGGAAAUACUGAAGUCUUCCUGCUCAGAGCUAGAAAAGGCAAGAGAGAUUCUGCAAAACAUCAUCUCUCGAAAGAGCUACAAGUUUGUUGGUGAGACAAAGCCAAAG
Molecule: messenger RNA, 902 nt
Organism: Labrus bergylta (ballan wrasse)
Lineage: Eukaryota; Metazoa; Chordata; Actinopteri; Labriformes; Labridae
Source: RefSeq, a predicted model, not a curated record